AUGCUCAACUGGUUAAACAUCCCAACAACAACAACAAAAGAAGCUCAACAUCAAUUAAGAUCUCUUGAGAAACCUAAUUCCUUGAAUAAAAUACAAUAUCAAGUACAAUUAUCAAACAAAAUGCCGCGUGAAACAGAAAAUUCACCUGCAGCUGAUAGGUCAUUUAAUCCAUCCUACAAAGAUUAUUUUAAAUUUGAUUGUGAACAUUUGCUUCAGUAUUGUGGAAAGGUGAAUGAGAGCCGAAGAGAAGAUCAAAACGAAUCUAUAUUAGAGGCAAGGUUAAAAGAAAUAGAUGCAAGAUGGACAAACGUAGAUACUUCAUAUCAAAAGGUAAUGUUAUCUCAAGAUGACGUAAUUGAUGCAGAAUUUAAGAACCAAGCAAGAGAGGAAUUUGAUGCUUGUAAUGACGCAUAUGUACAGAGCACAUCACAAAUUUUUGAAAUUCUUAAAAGUAUCCGCUUAGAUACAGUACAAAUGCCAAUGUUCCAAUCAACAUCUCGUCACUCUGUCCCAAAUCAAAAUCCAACGAGCGAUAAUUCAAGUAUUUGCAUUAAACUCCCCCCAUGCGACACAGAAAUAUUUAAAGGCAGUUAUGAACAAUGGCCCUCGUUUAGAGACAUGUUCACUGCAGUUUAUAUAAAUCAUUCAAAACUUACUCCUGUAACUAAGCUAUACCAUCUCAGGAACAAGACAAGAGGCGAAGCAGGUGCUAUAGUUAAACGAUAUCCAUUAUCUAAUGAUAAUUUUGAAUUAGCUUGGAAUGCGUUAAAAACAAGAUACGAAAACAAACGAGUUUUGGUAGAUAACCAAAUCAAAAUCUUGUUUGAUAUACCAGCAGCAAUUAAUGAAGAUAGUGAGUCCAUAAGAAAAAUACAGUCGUCAGUAAACGACUCAUUAGCAACACUCAGAACUCUAGGGGUAGAAGUAAAUAGUUGGGAUCCCAUUUUAAUUCGUUUAAUAUCAACAAAAUUACCAGAUUGUACUUUAGAACUAUGGGAGCAAUCACUGACUUCCCCUCGUGAACUACCAAAAUGGUCACAAAUGUCACAAUUUUUAGUUGACAGAUACGAAGCGGUAGAGCGGCUAACAAGCAUAAAAACCACAAAAGACAGUUUUACACUGUCUAAUACGAAAAAACCUAAUAUUCAAACAUAUACAUCCCAAGAAAACAUAAACACAAAUUGCAAACUAUGUAAUAAUGUACAUUAUUUAAGAAAUUGUCCCAAUUUUAGAACUUUUUCAACACAACAAAGAAUAGAUUAUGUUUUCAAAAAUAAAAUAUGUAACAAUUGUUUAAGUCCUUCACAUAUUAAGGCAAAUUGUAAAAGUAAAAGAACAUGUUUUUACUGCAAAAAAGAUCACCAUUCAUUAUUGCAUAUUGCACACAAAUCAUCAAAUGUACAAAAAACAUCUGAAAAUACUCAAACCAAUGGUAAUGGUAAUCAAAAUAAAAAUAUUGUUCAAAAUACAAAUACACAAACAGAACAGCCAAGUAAUUCUUACAAAGAUGAACUUCCAACUACCUCACGGCGUGUUCAAGCAAACUGCUCUACGAGCAAUGAAAACAUUUUAUUGCGUACAGCAUUGAUGCAAAUAGAGCAUCAAGGCGAAGUUUUCACGAUAAGAGCUUUAAUUGAUCCAGGCUCUCAAAGAACCUUCAUAACAGAAAGAAUAAGAAGUCGGUUACAGUUGCCUUAUAGAAAUUCACAUUUUGAAAUUAUUGGAAUAGGAGGUCAAAAACAAUCAGCUAAAAAAGAGUGUGAUUUCACAUUAUUUGCAAGAAAAUAUAAUCUGAGAAUCCCAAUUAAAGCAAUUGUUUUAUCAAAUGUUACUAAAACACUUCCAGCUGUUACGUUUAAUGUCCCAUAUUCAGCAGAACUUAGAAAAUUGGAUUUAGCAGACCCGAAUUUUAAUAAAUCUUCCCAAAUUGAUCUUAUUCUUGGCAAUGAUUAUGAACAUUGUCUAAACCUCGAAGGGAUAAAGAAAAAUAUAUGUGGCCAAACAUCAGCUUACAAAACUAUAUUUGGAUGGGUGCUUAGUGGACCGAUGAAAACGGAAACCGUUCAAACAUUCACAACUGCUGUCACUUCAUCAGAAUCUUCAGAACUCAGCACACUAUUGAGAAAAUUUUGGGAGCAAGAGGAAAUACCAAAAACUCGCUUUAAAUCCGAAGAAGAUGAAUUUGUUGAACAAUUUUUCACUAAAACAACUACUCGAAGCAAAGAUGGACGAUAUAUGGUAAGGCUACCAUUCAAAAAGGAAUAUCCCGAAUCGGUUUUCUUAGGAUCGUCUAGAUUCAUCGCACUCGCUCAAUAUGCCAGUAUGGACAAAACAUUAGGAAAAAAUAAAGAAUUGCAAGCUGAAUAUAAAGCUGUUUUGGAUGAGUAUUUAACUCUCGACCAUAUGGAAGAAACAACCUCAAACGAAAUCAAUUCUGAAGGUAAACAUAGCUCUUUUUAUUUGCCCCAUCACGCGGUCGUGCGACCAGAACAUAAAACUACAAAGGUAAGAAUUGUGUUCAAUGCCUCUAGAAAAACAAAAUCCAAAUUUUCACUAAAUGAUGUUCUGUACACUGGUCCUACAAUUCAAAAUGAUUUAAUAACUGUAAUUCUGAAUUGGAGAAGAUAUAAAUAUGUGUUCAGUGGUGACAUACAGAAAAUGUAUCGUCAAAUCCUAGUUCAUCCAGACGAUAGAGCAUUCCAGAGAAUUUUAUAUCAACCUGAACCAAAUGGCCCUAUUAAAGAUUUCGAAUUGAAAACAGUAACGUUUGGAGUAAAUUGUGCGCCUUUUCUAGCAAUUCGUACGUUACAUCAACUCGCUUCAGACUCAAAAGCCGAAUCCCCUCAAGCAUCAUCAAUUUUAAGGUACGAAACUUAUGUAGAUGAUAUUUUAACUGGAGGUUAUUCAAUUGAAGAAACUCGUUACGCACAAAAUCAGCUAAUUAAAACUCUAAAAUCUGCUGGAUUUUUACUCAAGAAGAUAACAGCAAACGAUGCUCAAUUAUUAUCAGAUUUACCAACAGAGGAUAUAUAUGAUUCAGAUUUUUUACGUUUCCACGAAACUAGCUCAACUAAAACUUUAGGCAUAAAGUGGAACGCAAUCACAGAUACAUUUACUUAUAAUUUCUCAUCAAUAAGUCCUUCUACGAAAAUAACAAAACGCCAAGUUCUAUCAUCUGUCGCAAAACUAUUUGAUCCAGCUGGAUGGCUAGCUCCUAUAGUAAUCAGAGCAAAAAUAUGUAUGCAGCAAUUAUGGUUAGACGGUAUAGAAUGGGACGAAGAAAUUAACGCGGAAUCUCUACAAAAUUGGAACGAGCUAGUUCAGGACUUGUCUGAAGUUGAACUAAUAUCAAUUCCUCGUUGGAUUCAACUUAUGCCUAGCGACACAAUCCAAAUUCACGGAUUCUGCGAUGCAUCGAAAUCCGCAUAUUGUGCUACUGUAUACAUUCGGUGCCAAACAAAAACUCAAAACACAUUCUCAAAUUUAUUGGUAGCAAAAAGUAAAGUAGCCCCUUUACAAACUGUUUGCCUCCCGCGCUUAGAGCUUAAUGGCGCAGUGCUAUUAGCAAAUUUAGUUAAUUAUGUAAAAAACUCUAUCAAUUUCAGUAAUAGCGAGAUAUAUUUAUGGUCGGACUCAGCUAUAGUCCUAGGAUGGUUAUCAAAACCACCUUCAUCGUGGGAAACCUAUGUGGCGAACAGAACAGCACGAAUACACGAAUUAAUGUCUGAUGUCACAUGGCGACAUGUCCCAACACAUGAUAAUCCAGCUGAUCUGGGCACACGAGGUUGUAAAGCCCAACAUUUGGUAAAUAAUUCACUUUGGUGGAAUGGACCAUCAUGGUUACAAAAACCUUCAUCAGAAUGGCCCAAAAGAAAUAUUUUAAAUCGUAGCUCAGAAGAUAAAGAAAUACAAUCUCUACAUGUUCAGAUUGAAGCAAAUGAUAUAUUGGACAAUUUUUCAUCAUACAGUAGAGCUUUACGUGUAAUAUGCUACAUUUUUAGAUUUUUUCAUAAUACAACGAAGAAAAUGCGACAAAAUGUUGAUGAAAAUACUCAAGUCUCUUUGACACAAAAUGAGAUGAAAUUUGUUAAAUCGAGACUAAUUGUUUUAGCUCAAAAAAGAUUUUAUAAUGAGGAAUAUCAAUGCGUUAAUGAAUCAAAAAAUAUUUCAAAUAAAAGUCCUUUGAAAAGUCUAAAUCCAUUUAUGGAUAAAGACACAAUUUUAAGAGUAAAUGGUAGAUUAUCCCAAUCAUCACUACCAUAUGGUGAACGUUACCCAAUUAUUUUACCAGGCAACUCCCGAUUUUGCCAAUUGUACUUACACCAUUUGCAUGAGUUUCUCUCUCAUGCUGACUGCGGUCAAAUGUACAGAAUUAUACAAACUGAAUUUCUCAUAUUCAGGUUAAAACCACGUAUCAAAGGAAUAAUACGUAAGUGUAAAAGAUGUAUAAUGUAUAAACAACAGCCAAGCUCUCAAAUAAUGGCUCCUUUACCUCCGGAAAGAUGUACUCUCUCUCUUCCUUUCCAGGUAACAGGAAUUGAUUUUGCUGGACCAUUCGAGACAAAAACAUCGAUUCUAAGGAAAUCUCCAAUAACUAAAGGAUACGUAAGUGUGUUUGUAUGUUUUAGCACAAAAGCUAUCCAUUUAGAGCCUUGUUCAGAGUUAUCCUCAGCGGCGUUCCAAGCUGCUUUCGCUCGCUUCAUCGGGAGGCGGGGGCUCCCCCAAAGGGUAGUUACAGACAAUGGACGAAAUUUCUUAGGAGCUAGUAGAACUCUCGAACGAGAAUUUUCUGCGUUUGUCAAAAAUAGUGCCCAAGAUGUAGCUCAGAAAUACAUCACAUACGGAUUUGAAUGGAAAUUCAUUCCACCUCACGCUCCUCAUAUGGGAGGCCUUUGGGAGGCAGCCGUAAAGAGUUUUAAAUAUCAUUUUAAGCGAAUUGCAGGUUCUCAUAAAUUUACUUUCGAAGAAUUCGCAACAGUUUUAGCAAGAAUAGAAGGAGUACUCAAUUCAAGACCUAUAUCAGCAGUUUCAGAAGAUCCCUCAGAUAUCACAGCUCUAACGCCUGGACAUUUUCUAAGAGGUGCCCCCCUGAUGGCAUUCCCUGAACAAGAUUGUUCGAACAUGUCGGUUUUAAAUAGAUGGGAAAAGCUGAAAGCCAUACAUCAUCAAUUUGCUCAACGUUGGAAAACUGAUUAUCUGAAAUCACAACACAAAAGGUAUAAGUGGAAAACCUCUUGCAAAAAUAUGCAGAUUGGAGAUUUAGUUAUUGUUAUGGACGAUCUACUACCACCUCAUGAAUGGAAUCUUGGCAGGAUCGAAAAAACAUUUUCUGGUUCAGAUGGUAAUGUAAGAACUGCAGACGUACGUACCGCUAGCGGUGUAAUUAAGCGCCCUAUCGUCAAAUUAUGUUACCUCCCUUUUCUAAAUCAAGAGGAAGCGCAAGUUGACUCAAACCUUAAAGUACAAUCCUCCAUUUAG
Calliphora vicina (urban bluebottle blowfly) is the source of this 5478-nucleotide messenger RNA. RefSeq lists its product as uncharacterized. Lineage: Eukaryota; Metazoa; Arthropoda; Insecta; Diptera; Calliphoridae. Gene Ontology annotation, biological process: DNA integration; proteolysis. The transcript is spliced from 2 exons. The coding region runs from base 1 to 5478 and encodes 1825 amino acids. The record is from RefSeq and is a predicted model, not a curated record. Gene Ontology annotation, molecular function: aspartic-type endopeptidase activity; nucleic acid binding.